This is a messenger RNA of Olea europaea var. sylvestris, 597 nucleotides long. RefSeq lists its product as uncharacterized. The record is from RefSeq and is a predicted model, not a curated record. Lineage: Eukaryota; Viridiplantae; Streptophyta; Magnoliopsida; Lamiales; Oleaceae. The transcript is spliced from 3 exons. The annotation marks the transcript as partial.
AUGACUACUAGGUCAUUAACACUUGCUGAAGAACAGACUAUAACUUGGGAGAGAAGGCUGGAGAGGACAAGAAGGGAAAAGCAAGAGUUUUCUCCUUAUCCAGGCAAGAAGCUGAACGAGACACUAAUGUCGUCGCAGGACCGACAAAAGAGUUAUGUCGAUAAAAGGAGGAAAGAUUUGGCAUUUAAUGUUGGUGAUAAGGUUUUCUUAAAAGUGGCACCGAUGAAGGGAGUUCUCCGUUUUGGGAAGAAAGGAAAACUUCGGCCAAGAUUCAUAGGUCCUUUUGAAAUUUUGCAGAAAGUUGGAAAUGCAGCUUAUCGAAUUGCUCUACCAUCAGAAUUGUCAGCGGUUCAUGAUGUGUUCCACGUGUCAAUGCUUCGACAAUAUGUGUCAAAUCCAAGUCAUGUGGUUAGUUAUCAACCAUUGGAUAUCAAACAAAACAUGACAUAUGAGGAAAAACCAGUAGCAAUAUUGGAUCGCAGAAUCCAGCAGUUAAGGACAAAAGAAAUUCCGUUAGUAAGAGUCCAAUGGAGGAACCAUAAUGUCGAAGAAUCAACAUGGGAAAGAGAAGAGGAAAUCAAGACCAAGUAUCCAGAA